AUGGAAGGCCUCACUAGACGAACCUGGUGGCUUUUCGCUCGGCGCUUGAAGCGCCAGGAGCUCGCUUGGGAUGAGUCGCGGAAGGAGGCGCUGAAGGCCAGUGCGGCCAUUUGUGGUCAAGGGCAUGUUUACCACCGGAUCCAGCCGCAGAAUUCGAAAGAUCCUGACAGAUUUUGGGAAUUCGCCUUGGUUGAACAGAGCUUGAGCUUGAGGCUCUUCAUGAAGUAUGCUAUUGAAGAUGAAGAGAAGGAGGAGAAAGCGCCGGCUGAAGAUGGCGAGGAGAACCCGGAAGCGAAGGAGGAUGCCGUCCAGACCAUUCCGGAUGUUUUUCUGGACGGUGGCGCUGGCAGAAAGGGAUGGGCUCUUGGAGCGUUGCGGCAAGCAGUUUUACGCUUUCCCAUCGGCUGCUUCGUGAGGGUACGGCUGGAGGAUAUCCGCAUCAGAGACGCUUUGGGGAGGAUUUUUGGUGUGCCAGUGCAGAGCUCCGAGACUCGCAAGAGAUGCUUUCCUGAUCUUGAAGCAGACCACCCUUUUUGCAAGAUUGCCAAGACCAAGGAGAAUGGCAAGCAGUUCUACAACAAUCCAUGGGAUUCCAAUGCCUGCCUUGUUGUGAAUGACCGGUGCUUUUUUGUUCACAAGUAUUUUGUCACAGAGAGUAGUGGGUUCUUUAAGAAUCUGUUUGCAGAUGAUGCAGAGACAACCUCGGGUGACUACACACUGCGUUUGGACGAGAAGCUUCGAGAUGAUUACUUCGAAUUCAUCCUUCGAUGGAUGUACACAGGCAGGGUAGAUGGCAUCAAUGCAGAGAAUUGCAUCAGCAUGAUCCGUGAGGCCAAGUUCUUGUUGAUGAAUGAGGACUUCGUGAGGAUUCUCUAUCAAACCUUCAUUAAGGCAUGCAAGAGUAGCGACUCCAGCUCAACUUUGGCUGAGUCUUUGUCACAGCAGGCCUCAGACUUGUUGGUCAAAGAGCUGUUCAAUUUGCUGGAUGAUUGUGGGUUUUCAGCUGAUCUUCGCUUGAAAUGUCUUGUCCUUUGGGCCCAUCAGUUUCCUUUGUUGCAUGGGGAGGACGCGGUGCUGCUUCGAAAGCACUUGUCUGACCUUAUCGAGAAAUGCACCGCAGACGGGCUCGCAAGUCUGGUCAAGCAGUCCCCGGAAGCCUUUGACAUCAUUCCAGCAUCCACGCUCUUCAAGCUGACUCAGAGUGAUGGAUGGGUGCGGCAGACAGACGUCCCGGCGGCGUGCGUCGCCGAGCUGCGUCGAGAGAAGCCGAUCAUUCUGGGUGGACUUCUGGCGGGCGAAUCGCGCAUGGGCUUGGUGCAGACCAGGAUCAAGCGGCACCGGUGGCAUCCGAAACUCCUAAAGAGCUCAGAUGCCUUGUUACUUUCUGUGGGCUGGCGACGUUUCCAGACUCUGCCGGUCUUUUCCCUCGAAGAUCGAGGCGAGAAGCGGAUGCGGUACUUGAAGUAUACCCUGGAGCAUGCGCAUUGUACCAUGACGUGUUAUGGCCCUAUGGUGCCUCCGAACACCGGCGUCUUGGCGUUCAGGAGUUGGGAGAAGGUCGGGCACUUCCGAGUCUGCGGUACGGGUGUCGUUCUGGAAGCGGCUCCAAACUUCGAAGUGAAGAAGAAGCUGAAGCUCGUGGGCGAGCCCUACAAGAUCUUCAGGAACACUGCCUUCAUCAAGAAUAUGUUCAGCUCCGACCUCGAGGUGAACAAAUACAUGCACGCGAAGAUCCAGACGGUGAGUGGCAUCCGUGGAGAGAUCAAGAAGGCCGAGGGUGUGAAAGGCCAGUUCCGGGCAUCCUUCGAGGAUCGUAUCCUCAUGUCUGACCUGGUGGUCUGCAAGUGUUGGAUCACGGUGCCUUUCAAAGAGUUUUAUCAUCCGGUUCUGGACGUGCCCAACUGGCGCCCUGCGCGGCUGAUUGGGGAGCUGCGCGCCGCUCAAGGUGUGCCGGUGCCUGACAACCCAGACAGCCGCUACGGCAAGCAGCUGGUCCGUCCUGAGCGUCGCUUCAACCCCUUGAAGGUGCCCAAGAGCCUCCAGGCGAGCUUGCCCUUCAGUGCCAAGCAGAAGCUGGCUCCGAAGAAGCAGAAGACCGCCCUGACCCGAAAGGCGGCGAUCGUGUCCAGCGAACGAGAAAAGGCGGUGAACAAUCUGAUCCAGAGGCUCCUGCGGCGUGCCCUUGACACCGUUUGGGACCGUGAACGGGCGGUGGGGAGUGGAAGCGCCACCCGCAGGCUCUACACGAUCCGCAAGGAGAAAGCACGGGUGAGGCAGCAGGCGUCGGACCGGAAACGAAAGGUGAAGGAAGUGCAGGAUCGCUUCAUCCAGGAAGGAUGCGAAGCGCCGGAAGGCGAUGAUGAUGGACUGAGGUGGUUUCACCGCUCCAAGGCCUUUUUUUUCCCGGGAGGUGUCGCGGUGUCUGUGUUCGGCACGGACAUGUGGCGCGUGAGCUUGGCGCUCCUGGCAACCUUAUGUCAGGUAUCACAGUGUGAGAAGCACGUGCCAGGGGCGACCGCCCGGCGCACUGCAUCUCCUGUGGAUGCCUUUGGCACACCGGUGCCUUCCUCGCUGGCCAUCCCCAACAUCCCCCAGGCCUUGCCGCCGGCGCGCUUGACCUCGUCCGCGGGAUACCUGGAACUGGAGCUGGUGCUUGCGGCCAUUGACUUGACUGCCGAGUGCGAGGUCUUCCGCGACGAUGCUGAUGGGGCGGAGCCGUCCAUCAGCUGCUUCCGGGGAUCCUGUGUCAGCCUGGUGAGACUGCCAGGCCUCAAGGUGGAUGCCCAGUACAGCUUCACCAUGCAGAUCGUCCAGCGGAUCCGGGACCCUGGCAGCGGAGUUUGGUUCGAGUUCCACGGCCCACGCUCUCGGCCCAUCACCUUCGUCACCGCGGGCUUGCCAGACUGGCAACUGGCGAUUCCCGAGACGACCUCCCUAGGAUCCAUUGUGAUGAGGUUAUCUUGGGAGGAGCCUAUGACGGGAGGAAGCUCCAUCCUGGGCUACCAGGUUGAAAUGGAGACCAACACGGCGCCUGGAUGGAACUUGAUCUACGAUGGCUCACAGGAUCCCAUGGUGAAGCAUUUGGUCCUGCAGAACUUGUCCUAUGGCACCACCUACUUCUACAACGUGUACGCCAUCAAUGCCAUUGGUCGGAGCAAGCCGAUCUCGACGGCCUACACGGUGGCAGUGCCCUUGGAGAAGACCUUCUUUUACCCGCUCUCCACAGAUCCUUCCAUUCCCAAUGAGACCAUCCCCGAUGCCAUCGUGGCGGAUAUCGGGACAGAAUUGGUGAUCCGUGCGAAGAACCCAGUGACCGAGCAACUGGAGGAGGGCAGCACGCACAGGAACUAUUUGGCGGCCAUUUAUGAUGCCCGGGGGCCUGAGCACAUCAACCUGGUGGGUGCCGCCUCACACGUUCUUUUGCAGCUCGGCAUGGAUGAAGAACGAUUCAGUUCAAUGGCCCUGAUCUGA
Durusdinium trenchii is the source of this 3471-nucleotide messenger RNA. The record is from the annotation of a GenBank genome assembly. NCBI's taxonomy places the organism in Eukaryota, Dinophyceae, Suessiales, Symbiodiniaceae.